Molecule: messenger RNA, 960 nt
Organism: Cynara cardunculus var. scolymus (artichoke)
Lineage: Eukaryota; Viridiplantae; Streptophyta; Magnoliopsida; Asterales; Asteraceae
Product: aquaporin TIP1-1-like
Exons: 2
Coding region: 37-807 (256 amino acids)
Biological process (GO): water transport; transmembrane transport
Cellular component (GO): plant-type vacuole membrane
Molecular function (GO): water channel activity
Source: RefSeq, a predicted model, not a curated record
UUUCCGAUCACCCACUUCUUGAUUUUCCGAUCAACAAUGCCGAUGUCUGGAAUGGUCGACCGGGUUGCCAUCGGUAACUACCACGAGGAAGUGAGACAUCCUAGCGCCAUUAAAGCUUUUGUGGCGGAGUUCAUAAGCACACUCAUUUUCGUGUUCGCCGGCCAGGGUUCCGGCAUGGCUUUCACCAAGAUCACCGGCGGUGCUCCGACCUCUCCGGCCGGUCUAGUUGCGGCGUCGCUUGCCCAUGGUUUUGGGUUGUUUGUGGCGGUGUCAGUCGGUGCUAAUAUCUCCGGUGGCCAUGUCAACCCUGCCGUCACCUUCGGUGCGUUCAUCGGCGGUAACAUCACCUUGCUCCGUGGGAUCUUUUACAUCAUCGCACAGCUCCUUGGCUCAGUUGUUGCUUGCCUGCUUCUAUUUUUCUCCACCGGUGGUUUGGCAACAACCGGCUUCUCGUUGGCCGCCGGACUAUCGGUAUGGAGCGCCUUCGUGUUCGAGAUCGUGAUGACUUUUGGCCUCGUGUACACAGUGUACGCCACCGCUAUUGACCCGAAAAAGGGCGAUAUCGGUACAAUCGCACCAUUGGCGAUUGGUUUAGUGGUGGCAGCCAACAUUUUAGCUGGUGGUGCAUUCACCGGUGCAUCAAUGAACCCAGCCGUUGCCUUCGGGCCAGCCGUGGUUAGCUGGGACUGGGGAAGCCAUUGGAUUUACUGGGCUGGACCACUCAUCGGUGGGGGGCUCGCUGGCGCCAUAUAUGAGCUCAUCUUCAUUAACCGCUCUCAUGAGUCGUUGCCAUCGUCCGAGUACUAGAAGAUGUGAAAAGACGUUGAUGCCCUCGUUUAUUCUUGUUGUGUCCUCUUUCUCUUUGUGAGUUGCGUUGUACCUUUGUUUUUUGUACUCGCAUUUUCUUGUGUAAUUUAGUAUCCUUUUUAUUGAAAAAUAAUUUUUUGGGAUUAAAUGAUC